ACAGCACCGAUGGAUGCCCCACAGGCUGCCCGGCCCUCCAGCCACCCCUCCCUGCUCCAGUUCCUCAGAAGCCUCCUCGGGUACCCGCGGAGCUUGCUGGGGUCACAGGAGCCCCGAGCAGAGCAGCAGGAGCAGGGUGCUGCUGUAGGGCCCCGCAGCUGGCAGGCAGAGCGGGUUGAGCCCACCCGUGGGGGGAUCCCGUGCCAGGAGCACUGCAAGGAUGAGGAGGGGGACAGCAUGGAGCUGCUGCUGGGGGAGCUGCGGGAGGUCAGCCUGCAGGGAUCGCUGGGCAGCAGCACCAGCAGGAGCUGCCUGACCACCAGCACCAGUGAUGUGGAAGCGGCAGCGGAGGGCAACGGGAUGGAGGCUCCUGGUGGCACCGUGGCCCUACAGAGCAGUGGGGCGGCUGGCGAGGAGGGGGUGGCUGCAGAUGAAGCCAUCUCUGGCAGAGCUCUGGAGAUGGAUGAGUUCCUUCAAGGUUUGGGUGCUGCUGAUGAGGACACCUGCUCUGCAAGCCCUGAGCCGAUGUUUUCAAUGGAUCUUGACACUGAAUGGGAGAAAGGGCAUCUCCUGAAAGCAGCAAAUCAGGGUGCAGGACCCCCGAAAGCAGAGCUGUCCCUGUGGAACAAGUUCAUCAGUGUGAACAGACACCAGUGGACUUUGCGUAAGGCUCGUGCCUCGAGGAGCUCGGUGGAGCUGGAAAGCGAGGAGCAGCCGCUCCUGCGGGCAGCUGAGAACAGACCCACGAGCCCUGAGCUCCCCGUCCUGCCCGCAGAACCCUCUGCAGCGCUGCCGAUGUACAGGUUUUCCAGAAGCAGAGCAGCCACUGGUGGCUUUGGGAGAAGCCAGGCAGAGAUGGGAGCAAACGGAGCAGGAAUGCCUGGAGAAGGUUGAGAUGCGGCACCCGCAGAGGUGGGAGUAGCCCCAUGGAGCCACACUGCCACUGUCCUGCAGGAGACAUCAGUGCUUCCCCUCUGCCGUGCCCAACCUUCACAGGACCCCUGUGCUUCAGCUUCCUCCUCUUCUUUCUCUCGUGUUCAUCAUUCAUGUGCACACUGCAUUUCCUUUCUGCUUUCUCCCUUUUCUGUUCCUUGGAGAAGGCCCUCUGUGUUUCACCACCCUGAUGGGGCAGACAGGUUUUGUUCGAGUUGGUUUCAAUUGAACAUUUUGUGUGAAUGAGCUCUUCUCGCUUCUCCCUCUGUGCUCUCAGGUUCCCUUAUUAAACAGUUCUCUGCUGAA
This is a messenger RNA of Gallus gallus (chicken), 1239 nucleotides long. RefSeq lists its product as uncharacterized. The transcript is spliced from 6 exons. The record is from RefSeq and is a predicted model, not a curated record. NCBI's taxonomy places the organism in Eukaryota, Metazoa, Chordata, Aves, Galliformes, Phasianidae. The coding region runs from base 10 to 894 and encodes 294 amino acids.